Maniola jurtina (meadow brown) is the source of this 2202-nucleotide messenger RNA. RefSeq names its product bleomycin hydrolase. NCBI's taxonomy places the organism in Eukaryota, Metazoa, Arthropoda, Insecta, Lepidoptera, Nymphalidae. The transcript has 12 exons. Gene Ontology annotation, cellular component: cytoplasm. Bases 86 to 1543 code for a protein of 485 amino acids. The record is from RefSeq and is a predicted model, not a curated record. Gene Ontology annotation, molecular function: cysteine-type aminopeptidase activity. Gene Ontology annotation, biological process: response to toxic substance; L-homocysteine catabolic process; proteolysis.
GUUGAUUCCAAAGACUACAAUAUCAAUUUUUGCACUUUUGCAGAAAUAAAUUGGCCGGCAAAAAUACUUAGUUUGCAUUCGAUAAAUGAUCGUGAAACCCAUUUUUCGAGCAAUAUUGAGCACCAGCGCACAUUUUAAAAUCAAUAUUUCAUCCGUAACUAUGUGUUCAAAUCCUCUAAGUCUUGGUACGUUAGAUAAAUUUAGGAAUGAAUUCUACUCAAAUCCCAAGAAUGAGUUGGCACAGAAUGCCUGCGCCCGGUUUGAUCCGUUCGAAGUUGCUAUCAGCAAAAGAAGGACAGAUGCAUCCUUGCAUGUUUACAAUAUUAAGAUUGAGUCGGAGGGCAAGCCGGUGACGAACCAAGAGAACACGGGACGGUGCUGGCUGUUUGCCGCGCUCAAUGUCAUGAGGCUGCCGUUCAUGAAGAAGUAUUGUAUAGAUGAAUUUGAAUUCUCACAAAGUUACUUAUUCUUUUGGGACAAGAUUGAGCGGUCUCACUACUGGCUGAACAAUAUUGUCACCACGGCCAGACAAGGCGAGAAGUUAGAUGGACGUCUAGUCAACUUUUUACUUAAGGAUCCAAUAAACGACGGCGGCCAAUGGGACAUGGUAGUGAAUUUAGUUAACAAAUACGGUCUGAUGCCCAAGAAGUGCUUCCCGGAGACCUUCAGUUCGAGGCGGAGUUUACACAUGAACGCGCUCAUUAAAACUAAGUUGCGGGAAUAUGCCAAAGAAUUGCGCGACAAAGUGUCUUCCAACGCGUCAGACGAAGACAUACAGUGCACCAUAGAUAAGCAAAUAGCUGUCAUCUACAAUAUCGUUGGCACGUGCCUGGGUAUACCACCAGAAAAGUUCACAUUCGAAUUCUACAACAAGGAAAAGGCCUACAACACGUUUGGAUCCCUCACCCCUCAAGAGUUCUACAAUAAACAUGUCCGUCCACUGUUUAACGUCGAUGAUAAGGUGUGCCUCGUGAGCGACCCGCGCGAGUCCAACCCGUUCGGAAAUCUGUACACGCUGGAAUGCCUCGGCAACAUGGUGGGCGGGCGACAGACGGCCUACAACAACCAGCCCAUCGAAACGCUUAUCAAAGUAGUCAAGGACAGUAUACAGGGUGGGGAAGCGGUGUGGUUUGGCAGCGAAGUCUCAAAAAGAUUCGAGCGGAAAAAUGGACUGGAAGACUUGGAUGCGCAUGACUUCCGGUUGGUGUUCAACACAGAGGUGCAAGUGGGCCUGAACAAGGCAGACCGACUGCUCUAUGGGGACUCGUGUAUGACUCACGCUAUGGUGUUCACCGCCAUAGGAACCGAUGAGAGUGGCAACCCCGUGAAGUUCCGCGUGGAGAACUCGUACAGCGACAAGGAUUACGACAAAGGUUACUUGCUGCUCACCGCGCCCUGGUUCCGGGAGUUCGUGUUCGAGGUGGUGGUGGACAAGAAAUAUGUUCCCGAGGAAGUGCUAAGCGUGUUCAAGCAGGAAGCCAAAGUCCUGCCCGCCUGGGAUCCCAUGGGAACGCUCGCCUGCCCAGUUUGCUCUAAGCAAUAACAUCGGCCUAUAUGUCACCUAUGUGGUCUUAUUUUAAUAGUCAUAAAUACAAAUUACAAUAUUAUAUUAGGCCCACUCGUAAGUCCCCGAGGAAGUUCUAAGCAGGUUCAAGCAGGAAGCCAAAGUUUUGCCUGUCUGGGAUCCCAUGGGAACGCUUGCCUGCCCAGUUUGCUCUAAGAAUAACAUCAGCUUAUAAUGUGUUUGUAUGCAAUUGAAGUAUAAAAGUUCUAUAUAAUUAUGUGCGUUGGGCAAUUUCUGAUGGGAAAAAACUUCAAGAUCGCAUCACCGACGUGUUAACAUGAUAAUACUUAAUAGUGCUCGGAGUGCCUGUAGAUAUAAAAACUAAACUGAUAUCAAACAAAUGAAUUAGAAGCUAAAGGGGGUACAUUAAACAUGUAUAUAGGACAUUAUGUGUAAUUAACUCUGGAUUUUACUGAAUAACAUAUUAUUAAGGAAAGAUUCAUGCUAUGAAGAGCACAGGCCGCGCUGUGCUUAGCACGAAUUAUUAACCAACCAUAGAUAAGAUUAGGUCUAUUCACACUAUGUUGUUAUCAAUGAUUGUCAAUGGAUAUUUAAUGGUUUUAGCACAAUUUUUUACUGUACAUACCUAAUAAUAUUGUUACUGUACAUUUUAUACUAAUAAAAUACUACAAACGUUA